Messenger RNA from Linum trigynum, 2634 nucleotides. Lineage: Eukaryota; Viridiplantae; Streptophyta; Magnoliopsida; Malpighiales; Linaceae. The record is from the annotation of a GenBank genome assembly.
CUUAACCUUUUCGAAGACGCCAUUUUCGUUCCAUGUCAGCUCACUCUAUCAUUUCUCCGAACUAACUACUUCCCUUCGUGCUGCCACGCUCAAUCCCUAUCCCUUUCUCCAUAAUCUCCACCAACUCUCCCCCACUUCUCCACACACACACUCUCUCUCUCUCCGUUCGAAUCUCGACGUCAAACAAUGGCCUUCGCACAACUCGCUCGCGCCGGCGGCCGCUGCUUUUCCACCGCGUCUCCUUCCCUUUCCGCGGCCACCGCCGACGCGCCGCCGCAGCUCCCGCCGUUCGAUCACCGGCCCAAGCCCUACAAGGGUCCUUCCGCCGAGGAAGUGCUCCAGAAGCGCAAGACUUAUCUGGGUCCUUCUCUGUUCUACUACUAUCAGAAACCUUUGAAUAUAGUGGAGGGCAAGAUGCAAUAUCUGUUUGAUGAGAAUGGGAAGCGCUAUUUGGAUGCUUUCGCCGGGAUCGUGACUGUUUCUGCUGGCCAUUGCCACCCGGAGAUUUUGAAAGACAUUGUUGAGCAGAGUGAGCUUCUGCAGCAUGCGACCACCAUUUACCUGCACCACGCGAUUGCUGAUUUUGCCGAGGGUUUGGCGGAGAAGAUGCCCGGCAACCUUAAGGUUGUGUAUUUUGUGAAUUCUGGGUCCGAGGCAAAUGAACUGGCGAUGAUGAUGGCUAGGUUGUACACUGGUAAUCUUGAAAUGAUAUCUUUGAGAAAUGGUUAUCAUGGUGGAAGCUCGAAUACUAUUGGCCUUACGGCUCUGAACACAUGGAAGUACCCCAUACCACAGGGUGAAAUCCAUCAUGUCAUGAACCCCGAUCCAUACCGAGGGAUCUUUGGCUCUGAUGCGGCUGGUUAUGCCAAAGAUGUAGAAGACCACAUUGCUUAUGGCACUUCAGGAAGAGUUGCGGGAUUUAUAGCCGAGACAAUUCAGGGAGUUGGAGGAGCAGUUGAAUUGGCCCCCAGGUACUUGAAGACGGUAUAUGAUACUGUUCGAAAGGCUGGUGGGGUAUGUAUUGCUGAUGAAGUUCAAACCGGGUUUGGACGAACAGGAAGCCACUAUUGGGGAUUCGAAACACAAGGUGUCAUCCCUGACAUAGUUACAAUGGCAAAGGGCAUUGGCAAUGGUUUACCACUAGGAGCAGUGGUGACAACACCAUAAAUAGCUAGUGUGAUGUCUCAGAAAAUCCAGUUCAACACUUUUGGUGGCAACCCGGUUUGCUCUGCUGGUGGACUUGCUGUCUUGAGAGUUCUUGACAAAGAGAAGCGUCAACAACAUUGUGCCCAAGUUGGCACUCACCUAAUUGGACGUUUGAGAGAUCUAAAGGAAAAAUAUGAAAGUAAUUUUCUUUCCAACUUUACUUUCAUCCCAUGUGAAGAUUAAAUUCUGUGCUUGCAUAUCAGAUGUUUUGCUAAUGCACAGCCGAUGGUGGCUCUAUAACCAAACCACAUACAACGUUAUGAAAAGUGUCUGCUUGGCUUGUAACAUCUCCUCCUGAUAUCCCUAGGGUAUUAAUCCAUGAGAAAAGCUCCAUGAGAAGCUCUCAUCUAGCCGUUGGUCUUCCAUUUGCUGCAUAAAUGGCCAAGCAGGCAAAUAUGAAUUGAUACAUUUAGAUAUUCUGAGAAUAAGAUGAAACUUCUUAUUUCUUCCUUACCUUUGGUAAUGGAUUCUUGGUCGUUAAGGGAUGAAUGAAUCUUGUAGUUAAAUGUCCAAUUUGGUUUCAGUCAUUGGAGAUGUUAGAGGCAGAGGGUUGAUGGUGGGUGUAGAGCUAGUGACUGACAGGAAGGAGAAGACCCCUGCCAAAGCUGAAACAGCAGUCUUAUUCGAGCAGCUCCGAGAUAAACUAAUAGAGCACAUUGCUAGUAGUUCUCUUCAAUCUGGUUUAUUAGCUACUCGUCAUUUAUCCCAGCCAUCUGCAGAGCUCGGUAUUCUAGUUGGGAAAGGAGGGCUCCACGGAAACGUCUUUCGAAUAAAACCACCUAUGUGUUUCUCCAAAGAUGAUGCUGGUAAUUCCCUUCCUCUCUCUCUCUCUCUCUCUCUCUCUCUCUAUCUAACAAGACUGACAACCUGAUCACUGAUUCAUGUCUAUAUGACCAAUAUCAAAGCCUUGCAUGCAAUGACUGUUUUCUCCCCCUUUUUGUGUAUGCAUAGACUUCCUCGUCGACGCAUUGGACUAUUCUAUGUCAAAGCUGUGAAGGUGAUUGGAAGAAAUCGAGAACGUGAACCUGCAAAUCUCUUUCAUUACAGAGCACUGUUGAUUUUAGGGAAUAUCAAGCUGCAUCUUGAAGAUACAAUCCGCACGGCUGCUGUCACUUCUAUCAUCCCCCAAGGUGUCCUUGAGAGCUUUACUUGUUUACUGAAUGUUUAGUCUCGAGUCAUAGGCAUCUUUCCAUAGAACGAGAGUUGUUCAAAAAGCUCUCGAAGUCUUAGUCGUUGCCUAGUUGUGUUUCUUUUGUUGGGAGCCUCAGCUUGUUACUUUGUUUCUAACUGUUGAUGAUCAAAAUAAAACUUGUUGCACAAAGCAUCAUUUACUCUUCUGCCUUCUAAGCUGUACCCCGUCCCAUUUCGAUUGAUGGACGACUGAACCUCCCAGAAUAAAAAAAACAAUAAUAAAUGUAUAUUACGAAA